Messenger RNA from Clonostachys solani, 1311 nucleotides. The record is from the annotation of a GenBank genome assembly. NCBI's taxonomy places the organism in Eukaryota, Fungi, Ascomycota, Sordariomycetes, Hypocreales, Bionectriaceae.
AUGUCUGAAGACGAUAUCGACAACCUUGGGGCGGAUGGCCCCGUCAACCCCGUACGCAUUGACCGCGACCGCCGAGCACCGCGCUUCAGCUGGACCCCAUCCUACGAGACGACCUUCUUCCGAAGCCUCUGCGAGAGCGUCCAGCUCGGCCUGCGCGAGAAUAGCAGUUUCAAAGCCGAGGCGUGGGAGCGGGCCGCCCAGGCCCUCCAGGCCACGCACGGCGCCUACCCAGCCAAGAGCCAUCUCAUAAACAAGAGUGACAACGCACGCAAGAGGUUUCGUCUCUGGAGAGGGCUGCGCGAGGAUCCUGAUUUUUUGUACGACCCAAUUAUGAGGACGGUGACGGCCACGGAGGACGCGUGGAAGGCACAUAUUGAGGUACGGCCCAAUCUUCUGAGUUUCUGCCAGGUUUCCCUGCCAAUUAAGCUUCUCAAAGAACCCCUUUCUCGAGCCUUGCGAGGCCGGCCGUUCGAUCAUGAAGAUUUUAUGGAGAUUUUAUAUCCAGACGUGAUAGGCUCGGGCGGUGCGCCGAAAAGAAUAAUGAAGCCACGGCGGCGGACAGACGGAGCACCUGCCGACGACGCAGAGAUGCCGGGAACGGGCGUAUUGAACUUGCAAGGAAACGCAAAGUCCCCUGGGGAUGGCACCACGUCGAACGGUGUGCAGCAGCAGAGACCGACACUCAGCCAGACUCCUACAGGAUCGUCGAACGGAUCGAUAGGACAACAGCAGACGCAGGUGCAGGCCCCGACGGCAGCAGUACCGUUACCGACCGUGGUAACGCCAGCCACAUCAAGCGCAUUGACACCUCCAGACGAGACGUUGACUGGCCAGGUUCAGCUGGGACGGAAGAGGAGACAGCCCGAUUCGACCGGAUCACCGCCAUUGGCCAGUACAGCACCAACCUCAGGAGGAUCAGCCGCGGCAUCAUCCAGCAGUGUAAUCCCGGCAGAGAAGCGGCGGCGAACGAGCGCACAAGAUCUUCUUACGCCAUCCACAGCUGUCACUUCCGUACCGCCCCCUAAUGUGGGCGGCCAUAUACAGCAGACCGCGUCAGGUGCCCAACUACCCUUAAUAGAGGAACUCCUAGAGGCUCUCAAGGCACGGUCGGCCCCGCGAUGGCGGGAGCAGGCGCUGGACAUCUUCUUCCAGGAGUUCUCCGAGGAAGAGCUAGACCUGCAGGUGAAGAUUUCUGAGAACGUGCUGAGCAUCGAGAAUAAAGCCAUGGUCUUUUGCAAAAUGCCGAGAAACGUUCGGCAACACUGGGUUGGCAAGUUCCGCGAGUUGCACCAGCUGAACAAAACAUCAUAA